AUGUAAAAAAGCUUUGUAGUUUGAUGCCUUUUAAGUAAUGGUUUAAAUUGAUAACUAAGAUUGAUAAUUUUGUUCAAAGAUUCAUAUUUUGACAAUAAUUGGCAAUAAAGAAAAUGGAAUUAAAGUUAAAAUAAUCGGUAUAUUUAUUAAUUAAAUGUUUUUACUAUUCAUACUUGCAAGUACAUACAUAGUUUGAUCUCAUAAUUGAAUCCUACAAAUUAUUACAAAGUAUCUACACUAUUACAAUUAUGAACUUUGAGAUAGUUACAUUUAACAAUGUUACUACAUAAAGGAAAGCAAAUAUCUUGCAUUAAAAUAUAUAAUUGUCAAACACAAAACUCUGUAAAUAUAUUUACAACGUUUCUUAGUAUCUUUUAACUAUCUGCUACUUUAUAUUGACUGUUAAACAAGUAACAUAUGUCACUGAAACAAAUACUUUUGAAUAGUCGACAUCAUUCUACUGAUAAUCUUGGAAUGGAUGGUGAAAUCGAAUGAAUGUAAAAUGUAAUAUUGUGUGUGUCUGGGGAUAGGUGGGUGUUAUUUAUUAAAUAAAAGGGUUUUAGUGAAAGUCUUGAAAUAACCAGAGCGUUAUGUAGACACUCAGCACUUAAUUUACAAAUUAAUUAAAUUCAUAUACUGAUAUAUUUAUAAAAUUUUAUUAAGUUUUUUCAUCAUAAUACAUUCAGCCAAAAUAUGGGUAAGAACAAAACUUUCCUCUUCUGUAGCUUAAUGUUUUUGAAAAACUUUCUUAAAAUUACUUAUCGACGACAAAACUGCGUUGUUACGACUACGGAGUGUACCUUCAGAGACCUAUAUUGGAGAAUUGUUUUCUAAAUUUGGCCGCUGUAUAAAGAGUCGGCAUGUUAUCGGUAACAUGUGAUGACUUGUCAUCGAUUAUUUUCUUGAUUAAGAAGAAAUUGUUGAUUUUAUGACAACAACAAUUAUACUGUAGAAUUCAAAGCUGUGUGCGAAAUAAAGAUGGUUUAAAUUAAUUCUUUUUGCAUAUUUAUACAAAAUUUAUCAGUUUUUUUAACUAUAUUUUAAUUCUAAACAAAGUAAUUCUGUUAAAGUAUUAAAUAUCUGAAUAUAAUUGAAAAUAUUGGAAAUUUUUCUGAACAGUUAAUUUAUUCCAAAGCUGAUACAAUUCCAAAGAAAUUUUGAAAUUAAUAUUUGCUUACAGCAUGUGUAAGUUAUUAGUCUUUGUAAUUCCAUUAUGAAGUACUAUAGUCUUUGAUCUUUUGAUUUCUUUCUGUUUCAGUGAAGUAGAAUUUUGUUGCAAGCAUCUGUUUAAUUUGAAGAUACGUUGUAUUAGAAGAAGUUAUAUUUUAGCAUAAAUUUAAUCUUUAAUUUUGAAUAAACUUAUUAUUAAUUUGUUACUUCAUUAUAAUUCUUAAUCGUCUUUAUGUUAGGAAUUCCAUAAUACAUUGUUAUUUAUCUUGAAGGUAAUUUAUGCAAUUACUUUUUAUUGUUGUUGCUGUUAAAAUAAGUCUGAUUUACUAUUUUGGUGUAGGGUUGCCAUUAUUUGUAUUGUUGUUGAUGAGUUUUAUUUGUAAAAUUAUUUAUUUAAAUGUGUUAAAGAUUGUUCUCUUCUAAUGAUGGAAACAAAGCUAGAAGACCAUUGUGUACUUGUAUCAAAUGUAGAGUGCAAUUUGUGUUAUAUAUAAGCCUGCAAUUUAAGGGGUGAAGGUAGUUUGGAAACUACUACUAACUUUAAAAUCAAAGUAAAGUUUAAGACAUUUUUUAAGGAAUUUUUGGAAUAUAUUGAAAUAUUUUAAGCAUUUGGCCAUUGUCACUUCACAUUAAAGUUUAACAAUGUAUAAGGGUUUAUAUAAAUAACCAGUUAAUAAGUGAUGGAUGAAAUUGCAGAAAAUUUGCAUGCAAAUGCUCAGUGCACAAAGCUACAACACUAUAAGACAAAUAUCCAUAGCCUUGGAUAUUCAUUCAUAUGAUUGUUGUGGAAAAAUGGAAAGUGUCCAAAGAUGAGCAAUUGGUGUAAUUGGGUUCCUAGUUGCCAAAGGUUGUGAACCCACUGCAAUUAAUCAGCGAAUGCAAUAGGUAUAUAGUCCAAACACUCUGUCUUGCCUAGGUUAAAGUGUGGAUAAAAAAUUUUUGGAAGGACAUGCAUCAGUUGUGACAUCUGCAACAGGCGACCAUACCAUGUAAUCUACAAACAGUGAAAAAAAAAACCAGAUAAAACCUCCAAAUGGCUAUAGUCAGUAAUAGUUUUUGCUUCAUCAGUGGGCAAUCACAUGAAUUUUUUUUGAAUUUCCUCCAUUCGUAUAACACCUAAAUAGGGAUCAGUUUCCUACGGAAGGUCCUCCCAGGAGGCUUUCCCUCAGCAGAUUGCAUUGUUUUAUAAGUUUUCAUAUUUUGUGAAUUUACUAUUCUUUCCUGAGUUCAACAUUAUAAAAUGAUUGAAGAACACGAGGGAACAUUUAUUUAUUGUAUUUCAAAAAACAUCAGACAAAAUUUAGCUAAAUCCAUCACACUUCAUUUCUUAUGAAAUUAUAAUUAUGCAAAAUAGUUUAAUUGUGACAGAUGAGUUUUCAUAUUGUCAUUAUUAUAAUAACAUAACUGAAAUUUGUGGCAUUUUCAAGUAAUUUCAGUUAAGCAAAAAAAAUGAUCACUGUCAUCGACUCAAAUACUAUAUAAUUCUGUAAAAGUUGCAUAAAAUAUAUACAUUUACAACAGAAAAUGAUGAUAUAAGUAUGCAAAAUUUGUUGUCAAAUAAGAGCAAAAUGUGAUUUAACAGAUGUAAUUAUGAAUUGUAAUUGUUAUUCCAGAUUUAAUAAAAUUAUCGCAGCGAUAUUAAUGUUUUAAUGCUAUUAAUAAUAAUGAAAGCUCAAACUUUAUUUGCAAGACUUAUGAAUUUAUUAGUUUAGUCUGGGUUGGUUUAAGAAUUCCAGAAAUUUUCUCAUAUAAGAUGAAGACAGGCAAUUACAAUUUUAGCUAUUAAUCAGUUGAUUGUAGAUAAAUAUUCUUGCAAAGAUAUAUUCUAAUCAACAGAAAUCGCUAAAGAAUAAGUGUACUGUAGUAUGUCUCAAAAAGCAUGUAAAACCUUAAAUAUUUCUUAUUGUUUUUUUGAAAUCAAAUGGUUUUAAUUUAAAAUCUAAAUAGAUAAUUUAAGAUUUUGAUGGUAAUCCAGAUUUCUGCCCUACUCAUGUUUUUAAAUUUUGCAAUAUUGCACUUCUAGAAAGGAAGAAAACUUUUAUUAUAAAACCUUUCUCAUAAUUUUAUGUUUUUUGUGGAUAUAUCAAAAGAUAUUCUGCCAAAAUAUUUAAAAUUUAUGGAGAAAAGAUACAUAGAGAGAGGAGUGGCUGAAAGACAAAAGAUGGAUUGUGAAGUAUCAAACAAGAUGGAGUGGUUUCACCAAACUGAUUUGACAGCAGAAAACUGGAAACUUUAUUGGCAUGAUGAUAGAAGACUGUGUAGGUCAAAAAUUUUACAGGAAUAAUAUAUAAUUCUGUGCAAAGAUUUGAAUUUCUAAACUAAUGGAAGUAACAUUUACUUAACUGUCUGUUUUAAGGAAUGAACAACAAAAGUGUGUACUGAAACUACAGCCAAUCAAAUAAAAAGACAAACAUUAAUUGAAGUUAUUCAUUCUAAAUACUUGAUUAGUUUUUUAGCUUUCAGAAUGCUCUGCCUCUUUCUUAACACUUGAGCAGCAAAAACAGAAAAUCCCCAAUUUAAGAUUUGGAAGAUUGGAAAAAGUGAUUUGAUGAGGAUAAAUACUUGGUUACAUUAAGGACAACAAUAAAUUUCUGUUAUAAUUGCAUUAAAUUAUUUAGGAUGAUUAAGUGGAUAACAUUCAGAUUUUGAUUUAUUUGUCUUUGCUUAUAAUUAUUUAGAGUGAAAAUCCAUUCAGUAUUCAAGCUUGGAGAGCUCUUCUGCUAGUAAUGUUUGUGAAGGAGUGUCAAAUCUUCAAUUUAAAGGAGAGAAAGAUAUGUUUUAUCACCUUGUUUUAUUAUUAUGAAUCGUCAUGGAAAAUCUUAUUAGAAUUGUAUGGCUAAAUAGUUGAUAAAAAGGCUUUUUAUCGUCAUUUUUCUGGUCAAUCCCUUCUGUUCUUAGGUAUUUUUAUUGAAUACUUUCAGUUGAAUAGUUCCAUAAAUUGACAAUCUUCUGCCUGGCUGCUUCUGAUACCCAGAUUAUGAAGACAGGCUAAAUUCUCAACCCAACUUACUUAAUAGUAUAUUUAGUGGACAUGGACAACAUGAUGGCAUAGAAUAAAUGUUUGAUGGUACCUUUACCAAAAAUGAGUGGUAGGUUAUUUUGCAUGGGCAAAGUUGCAAAGACUAAAUGAUGGUAAGGGAUGUCUAAUUUGAUGAAAUGGAGUUGGCUCACACUGUGCAGAAAACAUUGAGCAAACUGAGGUUUUGAACUGACCUAAUAUUCCUCCUGAUUUCCUGCCUUAGCUCUUUGGAUUACCACUUCUUCCCCAUCUGAAACAAGAAAAGAAAACACAUUAGAAGACCAAAGAUUCAAUCUUGUUUUAAUGGGACAGAGACAAACUCCACUACAUAAAGUGCAUUGAGACCAAGGGCAAGGUGUUGGCCCACCAAUGGCCAAGCAGUUUUGUUCCCUGAACAUUGGGAGUUCAGUUGUGGGUUUGCACCUCGCCAGUACGGGCUGGCCAUUUGGAGUUUUCUGGGUUUUCUCCACGUCUGUAAUGUCUGAAUAGGGGCCAGUUACCCAUAAAAUGACCUCCCAGAAAGCAUCCUUCUAGGCAAAUUGCCCAAGUGUUGCAGUGCCAUAACUUAACAAAACAAACAGACAAAACUAAUGGCAAUGUGUCAAAUGAUAUGUUGUAGUCAUUCAGGUAUGAUAUUUGUUUCUGUAUUGUUUCAUUGCAUCACCAAGGCAAUGUUCUCCUCUUUAGAUAUUGUAUGGGCAAACCAAAAUAUAUAUAGUAGGAUCCUGCCAUAUAUGAUUAAAUGUUCUAAGACUUUGUGUAAGAGGAAAUUUGUAUAAAAUGGUAAAUUCCAUUAAUUAUUAAGUAUUUUCUAUACUAACAUAGUUGUUACAUGUUUUAUUUGAAAUAAAUGAUGUAAGUAAACAUUACAUAAACAAUAAGUAGCAUGGUACCAUAAAACUAAAAUUUUAAAUAUUUUUUCUAAAGUCGGCACUUUGCAGCUUUUAUUUGGCUUUUCAGUGUUACUAGCAUCACUACCCUUAUGUUUUAGAAUCUUGUUUGCAAAAUGAUUAGCAUAAAUGAAACAAAGAAUUACCAACAAUAUCACACAGACGUGUUACAAGCAAGAACUCCUGUUAAAGACUAUUGCAAAUUUAAUCGUCUAAUGCAAAACAAAGAAAUAAAUCACAGGAAUGCUUUCUUAGAAUGAGAAUGUGCACAACUCAUGCACAUUAACAACUAAGUGAGAUGCUGCAAGACUUUGUGUACCUUAAAAAAUGGUGCAGAUUUAGUUUGCAAUUAAGAAUUUUUAUUUUAUUUCUCUUCCAAAUUCCCAGUACCAUAAACCCAAAAGAGUAUGUGACAAACUGUGUAUGGUGGGGACCUACUAUGUGUAUUUUGGUUAAGAGCAGAUCAUUGACAAUAAAUUAUAUUUCUCUAUUUCUUUGGAACUUACUCUUAUUAGGUUUUACGAACUGUUUUUGUGAGCGAAAUCAAAAUUUUCAAAACAAAUAUUUAAAAAUUAGAUUACUACUUACGAAAUUCUUACUGUCUCUCCCAAAAUGAAUAAAGUUGAUUUAGUUUUGUUCUUGCCUUGAUUGGUAAAUAAAUAAUUCCCCAAAACACUUAUUUUGAGUAAAUUACAGUAACUAGAAAAGAAAACUACAUAAACGAUAAUAACUAAUUAAUGUCGUUCAAUUUUUCUCCUCAAGCUUGGGAGCACCUUUAUGAAAUUCCAUCAACGACGUGACACGGUUUGUCCCUUACUCGUGCAGGAAAAUGGUCUACAGUACCCUCUGGGGAUAUAUAAAUGCACGUAAUGCCAAUAUUUAGUAAAUUGAGUGUGUUAGUAAUUUAUGAAAAUAAUUGUUUUGUGACGCUUUUAAAGACAAUUAAAUGGUGUAAAGUAGAAUUGGAUUGCAGAAGUAAUACGUGCAUUAGGAUAAAGAACUCUGAACACCUGCUGACGACGGGGGCUAAAUAAACUUAUUUUAUCGCGAACUACGUAGUUAAUCGCAGACUGAAAUAAUUCUCUAUUUAAUGUAGCAUGUUAAUGAGAACUGCAUGGAGUUUAUUGAUGAAAAAUGUCUUUUCAGAUCACUUAAAGAAACCUUCAUCAUUAUUCUUUAAUUGAGAAAAGUGUCGAGAAAUAAUAUCCUUCACUGUCGUCAUCAGACAAAUUUCUAGCGACAAGGGCCGCUUGCAAUCCAUUCGAAAAUUUAAUGUGUUAUAAUGUUUUUUUUUAAAUAUAUAUAUAUAUUUAUAUACUUAAAGUUUUAUAACUAAAGAAUUGUUUAAGUUAAUGUUUAUAUUUUUCAUUACUGUGAGAACAAACUGAGCGGUGCAAGAGCCCUUGUCGAAAUAAGAACCAAAGGUAUAUGACUCGCUUUACAAGUAAUUGGAAAGUCAUUGGGAAAAGUCACUCGAGGAAGUUUAGUGUGUAUGGUGUGUGUGUGUGUGCUCAACAGACAUUACUAAUCACAAAAAGACUAUUUUUAGGCUCACCGUUGCGCUUGACCUCAAUCCUGAUGGUUAGAGAAAAAGGAGAUUGGAGAGUACACGUGGAAAGACUCCAGAUGCUCAGUCUAGAACAUAUCAGGUUAUUAUGAGAGAGCAAGCUUUGAGUAAAGAUCAGGUUGAAUUGAGAAAAAAAUUGGCUGAAAAAGCUAAAUCUGGGGAUUUGAAAACUGUGGCAAAUGGAGAUGCUUCGAAACCAAGUAAACGAAGGAGAUGGGAUCAAGCUACUGGUGAUGAAACACCUGCUACUCCAGCUAAGAAGAAAGCUUCCAGUUGGGAUAUGGCUGAAUCACAGACUCCCUCUCAGAGUCGUUGGGACGAAACUCCCGGUCGUAUACCUAAGGGUUCAGAAACUCCCGGUGCAACACCAGGAGCCAGCACACGUAUCUGGGAUGCCACUCCAGCACAUGCGACACCUGGUGCAGCCACCCCUGGACACGAUACUCCCGGUCAUCGUGCCACUCCGAGUGCAAGAAGAAACAGAUGGGACGAAACACCUAAAACAGACAGAGAAACACCUGGUCAUGGAAGUGGUUGGGCAGAAACUCCUCGCACGGACAGAGGCACAGAUUUGAUUCAAGAGACUCCCACUCCCAGUACUAGUAAACGGCGUUCUCGAUGGGACGAAACUCCUGCCUCACAGAUGGGAAAUCAAACCCCGCAGACACCCUCUAUGAUGACUCCCAGUGGAGUUACUCCAACCGGACCUAAAGCUAUGGCCAUGGCCACCCCAACUCCAGGUCAUAUAAUGGCAAUGACUCCAGAACAGUUGCAGGCUUAUCGGUGGGAAAGAGAGAUCGAUGAGAGAAACAGACCUCUUUCUGACGACGAAUUGGAUUCUAUGUUUCCUCCGGGUUAUAAAAUACUUCAACCUCCAGCAGGUUAUAUUCCUAUUAGAACACCUGCUCGUAAAUUGACUGCAACACCUACUCCUCUGGGAGGCACUUCUGGAUUCUUCUUUCAGAAAGAUGAACCUGUUAAAGUUGUAGAUACACAACCAAAAGGAAAUUUACCUCCAUUAAAACCAGAAGAUAUUCAAUAUUUUGAUAAAUUAUUGGCCGACGUUGACGAAGAAGCCUUGAGUCCUGAUGAGCAGAAAGAAAGGAAAAUAAUGAAAUUGCUGUUGAAAAUAAAAAAUGGAACACCGCCAAUGAGAAAGGCCGCUCUGCGACAGAUUACGGACAAGUCGCGCGAAUUUGGUGCCGGUCCUCUGUUUAACCAGAUUUUACCUUUAUUGAUGUCUCCUACUUUGGAGGAUCAAGAACGUCACUUAUUGGUGAAAGUUAUUGACAGAAUUUUAUACAAGUUGGAUGAUCUCGUUCGACCUUAUGUACAUAAAAUAUUAGUAGUCAUUGAGCCUUUAUUGAUUGACGAGGAUUACUAUGCUCGUGUGGAAGGCAGAGAAAUUAUUUCUAAUUUAGCAAAAGCAGCAGGUUUGGCCACGAUGAUAUCAACAAUGAGACCCGAUAUCGACAACAUUGACGAAUACGUCAGAAACACUACUGCCAGAGCUUUUGCUGUCGUCGCCUCUGCUCUUGGAAUUCCCUCUCUCUUACCUUUUUUGAAGGCUGUGUGUCGCAGCAAGAAGUCUUGGCAGGCAAGGCACACGGGUAUAAAAAUUGUUCAACAGAUAGCCAUUUUGAUGGGAUGUGCUAUUUUACCUCAUUUAAGAAAUUUAGUAGAAAUCAUAGAACAUGGAUUAGUAGAUGAACAGCAGAAAGUUCGAACAAUUACUGCUUUGGCUUUGGCUGCACUUGCAGAAGCCGCAACUCCUUACGGUAUCGAAUCUUUUGACAGUGUGCUCAAACCUCUCUGGAAAGGUAUUAGAACUCACCGAGGAAAGGGUUUGGCUGCUUUCUUGAAAGCUAUUGGUUAUUUGAUUCCACUCAUGGAUGCUGAAUAUGCAAAUUAUUAUACCAGAGAAGUGAUGUUGAUUCUGAUUCGAGAAUUUCAGUCUCCUGACGAAGAAAUGAAGAAGAUUGUACUUAAGGUAGUAAAACAGUGUUGUGCCACUGAUGGUGUGGAACCACAAUAUAUAAAGGAAGAAGUGCUACCUCACUUUUUUAAACAUUUUUGGAAUCAUAGAAUGGCACUUGAUAGGAGAAAUUAUAGACAGUUGGUGGAUACAACAGUUGAAAUUGCCAAUAAAGUUGGUGCUGCAGAAAUUAUACAUCGCAUAGUCGAUGAUUUGAAAGAUGAAAAUGAACAGUAUCGAAAAAUGGUAAUGGAAACAAUUGAAAAAAUCAUGGCCAAUUUGGGUGCAGCUGACGUAGAUUCUCGUCUAGAAGAACAACUUAUUGAUGGCAUUUUGUACGCAUUCCAAGAACAAACAACAGAAGAUAUGGUGAUGUUAAAUGGUUUUGGCACAAUCGUGAAUGCUCUGGGAAAAAGAGUGAAACCGUAUCUCCCCCAGAUCUGCGGUACUAUAUUAUGGCGUCUCAACAACAAAUCUGCAAAAGUGAGACAGCAGGCUGCCGAUCUCAUUUCUCGUAUAGCAGUCGUAAUGAAAACUUGUCAAGAAGAAAAAUUGAUGGGUCAUUUGGGUGUUGUACUUUAUGAAUAUUUAGGUGAAGAAUAUCCAGAAGUGUUGGGAUCCAUUCUGGGUGCUCUGAAAUCCAUUGUAAAUGUAAUUGGCAUGCACAAAAUGACACCACCUAUUAAAGAUCUCUUACCACGAUUAACUCCGAUUUUGAAAAACAGACACGAGAAGGUACAAGAAAACUGUAUAGAUUUAGUCGGAAGAAUUGCAGAUAGAGGUGCUGAAUAUGUUUCUGCAAGAGAGUGGAUGAGAAUAUGUUUUGAAUUGUUAGAAUUACUAAAAGCCCACAAAAAAGCAAUUCGUCGUGCUACUGUGAAUACAUUUGGUUACAUUGCCAAAGCCAUAGGUCCUCAUGAUGUAUUGGCGACACUAUUGAAUAACUUAAGAGUGCAAGAACGUCAAAAUCGUGUGUGUACCACCGUUGCUAUAGCUAUAGUUGCUGAAACAUGCUCACCUUUUACAGUAUUGCCUGCCUUGAUGAAUGAAUAUCGUGUUCCAGAAUUGAACGUUCAGAAUGGUGUUUUAAAAUCUCUAUCAUUUUUGUUUGAAUAUAUUGGAGAAAUGGGAAAAGACUACAUAUACGCUGUAACGCCAUUAUUAGAGGAUGCGCUUAUGGAUCGAGACCUCGUCCAUAGACAGACUGCAUGUGCCGCAAUUCAGCACAUGGCACUUGGUGUUUACGGUUUUGGAUGUGAAGAUGCCCUGGUACAUCUACUAAAUUAUGUCUGGCCAAAUAUAUUUGAAACAUCGCCCCAUUUGGUGCAAGCAUUCAUGGGAGCCGUAGAAGGAUUAAGAGUUGCGCUCGGUCCCAUCAAAAUCCUUCAAUACUCUCUUCAGGGUCUGUUCCAUCCCGCCCGAAAAGUGAGAGAUGUUUAUUGGAAAAUUUAUAACACCUUGUACAUCGGAGGACAGGACUCACUAGUCGCCGGAUAUCCCCGAGUGGCCGACGACGGACGGAACAACUUUGUCCGUCACGAACUGGACUAUAUUUUAUAAGACCGGGACCAUGUAUCUAUUGCCUUUGUGUUGUAUAUGUUGAUUUAACAUUCAUUUGGUGAAUCGUGCGUUGAUGUUCGGUCGGUGAUUUCGACAUUAAUCGUAGUUUCGUCAUAUUGAGCAAAAUUAUCGGUGCACUUAUUUAGCGAGAGCAUUUAAUAUUACGAUCUUUGGAAAGACGAGUCGAAGACGACUAUUUUUUCUUAAGAGCAUGAUAUAACCGAACUCGAUACAAAUAUGUAUUUAAUUUUUAUUAAGCCCAAAAAAAAAGGUGCAUUUAUAACUCGGAACUGUUAUUAUUUUAUUGAUUAAACAAAGAUGCAGUCUUUAAUCAUUUUAUUUUAUUGCGUAGUUAAUAUUACAUCAUGUAUUUCUUUUACAUAAUAAAUUCAAUUUUCAUCACAUUAA
Centruroides sculpturatus (bark scorpion) is the source of this 10589-nucleotide messenger RNA. RefSeq names its product splicing factor 3B subunit 1-like (gene Sf3b1). Gene Ontology annotation, molecular function: mRNA binding. The transcript is spliced from 19 exons. Gene Ontology annotation, cellular component: catalytic step 2 spliceosome; U2 snRNP; U12-type spliceosomal complex. Gene Ontology annotation, biological process: spliceosomal complex assembly. Bases 6735 to 10181 code for a protein of 1148 amino acids. The record is from RefSeq and is a predicted model, not a curated record. NCBI's taxonomy places the organism in Eukaryota, Metazoa, Arthropoda, Arachnida, Scorpiones, Buthidae.